This is a messenger RNA of Nasonia vitripennis (jewel wasp), 3346 nucleotides long. RefSeq lists its product as uncharacterized. Bases 568 to 1989 code for a protein of 473 amino acids. NCBI's taxonomy places the organism in Eukaryota, Metazoa, Arthropoda, Insecta, Hymenoptera, Pteromalidae. The transcript has 4 exons. The record is from RefSeq and is a predicted model, not a curated record.
CGCGCAUACAGCUGUUAACUCUGUUUCCGUCCUCCUCUUGGUGCUGACUUCAAAAAAUGUAAUAUUUUGUAUUGUUCUCAUCGGUAGCUUGUACAUUAGUGUACAUAGUGAGUAUAAAUAUUGAAAUUAUAAAAAAGUUAUCUUUAUAAAGAAUCGCAAUGAAUAAAAGAGGUAAUUAUAAAACGUACUAUGACAGGGAUUGUUUAACUUCAAGGAUUCCUCGGUCAACAAGUUAUAUAAAAAAAAACAGUACUAAAUUUGUUACAAACAGAACAUUUCAAUGAGCACAAUAAGUUUUCUAAAUUGACCCCAAAUACUGUGUUUCAUGACAUUGAUAGCUCUUCUAGCAUCAAUAAUUCAUCAAAAGGAGAUGGAUUGUUACUUAAAUCAGAUUUUAGAAAUACACGUGUUGCAGAUUCUUUUGACCAUGUUCGCGUAUCCACUGAGUAUACAUCAAAACAUAACCUCUUAUUUGAUGCAGACUUUGAAGAAAUAAAUCUUCAAGAAGGUUUACAACAAGGCAACGUUCAACAAAAAUUAGAAGAACGAACUUGUGGUUGUACUAACAUGAAUGUCGCAGAAGUGUUAUUAAUUUUUAUGACUAUAGGAAAGAAGCAUUCUUUAACAUGGGUUACUUUAUUAGAUUUAUUUAAAGCAUUAAAUUUUAUCUUCUGUAGAAACAUAUUCCCAAUGACAAAGUACAUGAUUCGAAAAUUAAUGGAUGUAAGUACUGAAUCGUUUACGUAUCAUACGUUGUGCCGGCAAUGUAAUAAGUAUUUAGGAAGUUUCAAAAAUGUGAAAUCUACACAAAAAUGUGUUUGUGGUUAUACUAUGUCAUCUUCUUCAACUGGUGCAUUUUUUAUUCAUAUCGACAUUGAGGAUCAGUUAAAAAAGUUUUUUUCCAAUAAAGAUAUAGUAAACAACUUAAAUUAUAGAUUUAUAAGAAAAAAACAAAAUUCUUCUGCUCUUGAAGAUAUUUAUGAUGGCAAAGUUUAUAAAAAACUCUCAAAAGAUAAGAAGUACCUAAAUAAUGAUAAUAAUUUUUCCUAUACAUUUAAUACUGAUGGUUGCCAAGCAGCAUCUCAUUCGAAGGUUUCUGUAUGGCCUAUUUAUUUGAUGAUCCACGAGUUACCAGAUCACUUAAGAAAAAAACACAUGAUUUUAGUUGGUAUAUGGGUAAAUGACUCUGAACCAGAUAUGAAUAUGUUUCUUAAUCCGUUUGUAGAGCAAGCAAACAAAUUAUCUUCACAAGGAUUUGAAUGGGUUCACAAUGCCAAAAUAAUUAGGAGUAAAUUAUUCCCAUUAGGUUGUUGUGUUGACUCAGUAUGCAGAUGUGCUGUACUAAAUAUGAAACGAUUUAACGGCUUUUACGGAUGUACGUUCUGUGAGUACCCAAGUGAACGGAUAGAUGGUAUUCAUAAAUAUCCAAUGCUUGAAAAAGUUCCUCAAUUACGAACAGAUGAUAGUAUCAAAAAUCAAAUGGUACUUGCUGCGUCUGCUUCAAAAGAUGUGAUGGGAGUUUGGGGACCAGCUUCAUUAAUGAAUCUAAAAUUUUUUGAUCUUGCUAAAGGCAUGAUUGUUGAUUUUAUGCAUUCAUGUUUGCUUGGUGUCACAGAACUUCAUACUGAAAUUCUAUUAAAAAGUGUAAAUGAAAAUUACUAUGUUGGAUCACCAACUGCUUUGAAUAGUAUUGACAAACAACUUUUAUCAAUUAAACCACCAAAAUGUAUUAGCCAGGUUCCGAGAAGUAUAAAAGAUCGAAAGAAUUGGACAGCUUCCAACUGGCUUGCAUGGGUUGUAUUCUAUGCAAUACCAUGUUUAAAAGUAGUUUUACCGAGAAAAUAUUUAAAUCAUCUUGCUAUGUUUUCCACUUCCAUGACUUUACUCUUAAAUGAUUCAAUAACGAAAGAUAUGCUUGAAACUGCAAAAAAAUUGCUCAUCAAAUAUGUUUUUUAUUUUGGUGAAUUCUUUGGUGAACAUGAAUUAUAAUGUUCAUUUACUCUUUCAUGUGCCCAUUACUGUUGAAAAUUGGGGGCUAUUAUGGGCAGCAAAUACUUUUCCUUUCGAAAAUGAAAAUAAAAAUGUGUUGAAAAUGAAGAAAAGUAAUUGCAAUAUAGCAAAACAAAUUUGUAUCCGACUGUUAAUAUACCAACAUAUACCUAUUUUAGCAACAAAUAUUUGUAUUCCUAAAAGAACAAUCGUUUUUUGUGAUUCGUUAACAACUCAGCAAUUACACAAAGUUAGUAUAGUAAAAGAAUGUACCUUGUUAGGUAUUGGAAAAAAUUACGUUCUAACAUCAGAUGAAAUUAAUUCUCUACAACUUUUAUUAGAUGUAAAUAAAAUUAGUGAAAUUAAACAGUACAAAAAAAUGAUAUACAAAAAUUGUAGAUUUACAACAAAUUCUUGUUUGACUCGUACUAAAACAAACAAUGCCAUUUUUGAAACAAUAAAUAAAGAGUUUGGAAUCAUUCUACGAAUUUGCUGCAUUAAAAGCAAUGAUGUAAGUGAUGUGUUUAUAUUUUAUAAACAAUUACAUACAGAUACAGUCUCUUUCAUUACUGAUCCUGAUGUUAUUAUGGAAUUAAAUUUUAAGCAAUGUAAACUAGCAUCUAAUCGCAUUAAAUGUAUUAAUUAUUCAAAUAUUCAUAGAUCUGCUAUAAUCACCAAAUCAGGCAGAGACUUUUAUUUAAGUAAAAUUGUUGUAGGAGCAAUGGGUCGUUGUCUGAAUUAAAUUUUAAGUUAUCUUAGUUCGCUAAAAAAAGUGCCACUGACAGACCAAUGAGAAAAGUUCGUUCGUUUCUCGUUGGCUUCUCGUAAUUUAAUAUAUAUAUAUAUGUAUAUACAGGGUGUUUCAUUUUAAUCCGACCACGACAAAAAACCAUGGAAAAACUAAUUUUAACGAAAAAUGACCUUAACAAAAGUUGAAGGGGGUAAAGGGGGCCAUCGAAUAACACAAACACCUAUGACCUUGAACUCGAUUUUCGAGGUCAUUUGAGGGUAAUUGUGAUUUUUUUUUAAUAGGAGCCUCUAUUUUAGACCUUGGAAUCGGAUAGAGCGGAAAAAAUUACGUCGCAAAGGAUAUUUUAAGUUUACUUUGGUGACCUUGAGAAGGUCAAUUCAAGGUCAAAUAACAAAAAAUCUGCUAAACAGCUGUUUGUCUGGUUUUAUUUUACUGAUGUCGAUAGAUGACCUUGACAAAAGUUGAAGGGAGCAAAAGGGGUAUAUAUAUAUGUUUGUAUGGCAUUAUUUACACUACAAAUAACGUAUACUGAAAAUAAUUGCUAUGAUAAAAUGCGCAUGAUGUACAUAAUUAUUAUUAUAAUAAAAUAAAAGUAAUCUUUUUAAA